AUGGAACGGGCAAAGCGGAAUUUGUUAAGUGUUUCAGCUUCAAUCUUUGACCCAUUAGGCUUGAUUGCUCCAAUCACCGCAAUAAUUAAAACAAUUUUUCAACUGCUUUGUAAAGACAAAUUGAAUUGGAAUGAUAUCAUUCCACCAGAUAUUGCAUUGGUUUGGGACAAAUUUUUAGAGGAAUUAAAAGGUCUCCAGGAAAUAAGGCAACAUCGGUAUGUUUUUGAUUUAGAUUUUCCUUCGAAAAAUCGAAUUAAACUUCACAGGUUUUCUGAUAGCUCCAAAGAGCUUUAUUGUGCAGUUGUCUACCUUCGGCUUAUUAGCAAUGAUGAUGGUGACUUUUCUCCCUUCAAAAACUAAAGUUGCCCCUUUUAAAACCCUUACUAUUCCUACAUUAGAAUUGUUGGGAUGUUUGUUGUUAAGUAAAUUAAUUAAAGAAGUACUUGAAGGUAUUUAGCAAGGGUUGUAUAAAGUUAGAUAAUAUAAUUUGUUGGUCAGAUUCAGAGGUUGCUUUGUGUUGGAUUAGAGGAAAGGAAAAGAGUUGGGAACCUUGGGUUGAGAAUAGAGUUGUUUCUAUUAGAAAUGUUGUGGAUCAUGAUAGAUCGAGGUUUGUUAAGGGAGAGGUUAAUCCUGCUGAUGUGCCCACACGAAUAUCUUCCAACCUGCAUGAAUGUUUUGCGGGAUGUUGGUUUUCUGGUCCUUCUUUUCUCCUGUCACAACAUUUUGAGUCCGGUGGGAAGGACAUUAGUACAGAUGGUACUAAUAGAAAUUCAGUUGAUGAGUUGAGUGUUAAGAUAGGUAAUAUUUCCGAAGGUUCUUGCUUGAAUAAUACGACACAGAACGACACUCCAGAUAAUGCGUGUUCAUUAAAUACUGUCAUUGACUGCACCAGGUACAGCUCGCUUAAAAAACUUAUUGUGACAACAGGUUAUGUGAUGAGAUUCAUCAACAACUUACGUAAGCAAGUGAAGAAACAGUCUGACGUAAUCACGGACAAUGUCCUAAAGGUUGAUGAAUACGAGACAGCGUUGUCAAUGCGGAUUAAAGAUGAACAGCUAGUCAUUAAGAGACAAUCCAUUUUCUGUAAUCUCCGCGCCUCGUUGAAUCUUUUUGACGACAAAGACGGAUGGCUACGGUUAAAAGGAUGA
Molecule: messenger RNA, 1148 nt
Organism: Paramuricea clavata
Lineage: Eukaryota; Metazoa; Cnidaria; Anthozoa; Malacalcyonacea; Plexauridae
Source: the annotation of a GenBank genome assembly